UUGACGGGGCUGGCAGUGGCGCUGUAGCCCCAGGUCCUGUCGGGGCAUGUGAGUGGCGGUGGGGCUGAGAUUUGCCAACCUCUCCGCUCGGGGGGAUUUUCAGUGUUCCAGGACGGGGUGUUCUGCGAGUCUUCCUCUCUCCACCCUCCGCUGACUCUGUGUCCUCCCUGCCCGCAGACCCCGGGGACUCAGGGUGGAAGGGAGCUCUCACCCCAGGGAAGAAGAGACACCAAGUCCCCCGGGGCUGCCUGCACGUAGCCCUCAGCCUCCUUCCUCAUCUCUCCGGCCCCCGCCCGGGCCAGCAGCUCGGCCGGUUUGAAAUACCCCUCCUUCCCGCUUUGAAGGAGGCCGGGCUGGCCGGGGGGUUAUUUUGGGAGCAGCUUCUGAGAUCCAAUGGCCUUGUUAGGGCAACGCUGACCUUUCCGUCCCGGGAGGAGGGCAGGGUUGGGGAGGGGGCGGGGCGGCGGCCGAGCCACACGCAGCCCCGCACACCCCCCGCUGGAGAAGGGGGCCAGCCUGGCGCGGGGGCCAGCAGGGGAGCUUCCCCGCUUCGAAGCAGGCGGGACCCCUUGCUUCUUAAAGGGAUCACACCGUUUGGCCUCGGACUCCAUGGAAGCCAGACGCGGGACGCUUUGCGGGGACUUGGAGUCUUUCCUCUCCGCCCCCUUCCCCGCGGGCGGCCACGCUCGGGCCGACUGAGGGGGGCUCCUGGCAUGGCACUGACCAGUCGCCCCGGUGCUGACUUGGCUCCUGGGCUCGGUCGGCCUCUGCUGGCAUCCUCCUGCUUCCCCCGUCCCGGGGCGGGGUGGUGAGUCGGGGGCCCGGCCCCGAGGUGCCCUCUGCACCCAGGCUGGAGGACAGGGAGGCCGUCAGGGGCUAUGAUGAGAUGAGCGGGGGCCGCUUCGACUUUGACGAUGGCGGGGCGUACUGCGGGGGCUGGGAGGGGGGCAAGGCCCACGGGCACGGCCUGUGCACCGGCCCCAAGGGCCAGGGCGAAUACUCGGGCUCCUGGAACUUUGGCUUUGAAGUGGCAGGCGUCUAUACCUGGCCCAGCGGAAACACCUUUGAGGGCUACUGGAGCCAGGGCAAACGGCAUGGGCUGGGCAUAGAGACCAAGGGGCGCUGGCUCUACAAGGGCGAGUGGACACACGGCUUCAAGGGACGCUAUGGCAUCCGGCAGAGCACCAGCAGCGGUGCCAAGUAUGAGGGCACUUGGAACAAUGGCCUGCAGGAUGGCUAUGGCACCGAGACCUACGCAGAUGGAGGGACGUACCAAGGCCAGUUCACCAACGGCAUGCGCCACGGCUACGGCGUGCGCCAGAGCGUGCCCUACGGGAUGGCCGUGGUGGUGCGCUCGCCGCUGCGCACGUCGCUGUCGUCCCUGCGCAGCGAGCACAGCAACGGCACGGUGGCCCCGGACUCGCCCGCCUCGCCGGCCUCGGACGGCCCGACGCUGCCGUCGCCGGCCAUCCCGCGCGGCGGCUUCGCGCUCAGCCUGCUGGCCAACGCCGACGCGGCCGCGCGGGCGCCCGGGGGCGGCGGGCUGUUCCGGCGCGGCGCGCUGCUGGGCAAGCUGCGGCGCUCCGAGUCGCGCGCGUCGCUGGGCAGCCAGCGCAGCCGCGUCAGCUUCCUCAAGAGCGACCUCAGCUCGGGCGCCAGCGACGCCGCCUCCACCGCCAGCCUGGGCGAGGGCGCCGAGGGCGCCGACGAGGCCGCGCCCUUCGAGGCCGACAUCGACGCCACCACCACCGAGACCUACAUGGGCGAGUGGAAGAACGACAAGCGCUCGGGCUUCGGCGUGAGCGAGCGCUCCAGCGGCCUCCGCUACGAGGGCGAGUGGCUGGACAACCUGCGCCACGGCUACGGCUGCACCACGCUGCCCGACGGCCACCGCGAGGAGGGCAAGUACCGCCACAACGUGCUGGUCAAGGGCACCAAGCGCCGCGUGCUGCCGCUCAAGAGCAACAAGGUCCGCCAGAAGGUGGAGCACGGCGUGGAGGGCGCCCAGCGCGCGGCCGCCAUCGCGCGCCAGAAGGCCGAGAUCGCCGCCUCCAGGACAAGCCACGCCAAGGCCAAAGCUGAAGCUUCGGAACAGGCCGCCGUGGCCGCCAACCAGGAGUCCAACAUUGCCCGCACUUUAGCCAGGGAGCUGGCUCCGGACUUCUACCAGCCAGGUCCGGAAUACCAGAAGCGCCGGCUGCUCCAGGAGAUCCUAGAGAACUCGGAGAGCCUGCUGGAGCCCCCCGAGCGGGGCGCCGCGGGCCUCCGGGAGCGACCCCGCGAGAGCCCACAGCUGCACGAGCGCGAGACCCCUCGGCCCGAGGGUGGGCCCCCGUCGCCGGCCGGGACGCCCCCGCAGCCCAAGCGGCCCCGGCCCGGGGCGUCCAAGGACGGCCUGCUGAGCCCGGGCGCCUGGAACGGUGACCCCGGCGGCGAGGGCAGCCGGCCGACCACGCCGUCCGAGGGCGCGGGUCGCCGCAGCCCGGCGCGCCCGGCCACGGAGCACAUGGCCAUCGAGGCGCUGCAGGCGCCGCCCGCGUCGCCGCCGCACACGCCGUCGCAGGAGCCCGAGGUGGCGCUUUACCGGGGCUACCACAGCUACGCCGUGCGCACCGCGCCGCCCGAGCCGCCGCCCUUCGAGGACGAGCCCGAGCCCGAGCUCUCCGGGCCCGACUCCGCGCCCUCGUCCCCGUCCACCGCGCCCUCGUCCCCGGCCGGCGCCCCGAUGCACGGCCCCGCGCUCCGAGGCCCCGCGCCGGAGAGCCCCGCCAAGCUGGAGCCCAAGCCCAUCGUCCCCAAAGCUGAGCCCAAGGCCAAGGCCCGCAAGACUGAGGCCCGUGGGCUGACCAAGGCCGGGGCCAAGAGGAAGGCACGGAAGGAGGCAGCGCUGGCGGCGGAGGCUGAGGUGGAGGUGGAAGAGGUCCCCAACACAGUCCUCAUCUGCAUGGUGAUCCUGCUUAACAUCGGCCUGGCCAUCCUCUUCGUGCACCUCCUGACCUGACCCUCAUCUGCCAGAGCCAGGAGUUCCUGCUGAGGACACGAGGACCUAUCUUUCUGCAAUGCCAGGCAGGGUGGCCAAGGAGGACUGGACUCUGGACCUGCAGCCUGGGGGUCCAGCUCACAUUCACACCGCAGACGUUUAAGGAGCCCUCUGUGGCGCCUGCGCUGGAUGGCUGGUGGUGCCCAGAGGGGUAGAAUGAGCUGGGAACCUCCGGGGGUUUUCCACCCAGGACAAGGGAAGCCCCAAGGGAAGAGCCAGGUCCCUUGAGCUUCCUGAUCUGCUCCUGUCCGUCAUCCUGAUCCACUCCCCCACCUGGCCCCUCGGUCACCCCUCCCUGGGCUUUUGUGUGUUUUGGGAGAAGUCACCUAACCAGAGUAUUAAUAUUAAAUCCGAUCCCCCUCCCUCCUACCCCACCCCCACUUCAGUUUAGCCCUCUGGCUGUGGGCUGAGGCCUCCUGGGGUAGCUGGUGGGUUGAGGGGUGCUGAAAUCCCUUGUGGUGGGCACAGAAGACCCCCUCAGACCAGUGCCAAGGCCCUUUCUCGUGCAUUCUGGACCCAGCGCACAUGCCUUCCCUUGCUUACAGAUGUUCUGGACGACAGAGGAAAUGGACAAGCUCAGUCUGAAUAUCCCAGAAUACAGUGCUCUGUCUCCUCCCACCAGUCCAGUUAGUUUCCCCUCUGGACCAAUAGAAGAGGGAAGAUGAUGGAGUCUCUGACUGGGAAGCCACUAGCCCAGUGGCCAGGGGUGGGGGGUGGGAAGAAGGGUUAAGGGGCAGUUAUGCCGGGCCCUGUUUUUCAGUGUGUCUGAGCCUGAGGCUGGGGUUGCAUUUGGGGUUUCCAGUGUGCUUAGGGUGCUAACGGGUCACAUGCAGGAGCCCUGGGGCUAGCAGGAUAUGGCUGCCAUGUUGCCCUGUGAAUUGGUUUGUCCCCUUGCCCCACCAGGGCCCACUGCAAGCUCAGGGGAGCAUGGCUUGGAGGCCCAGGGAGGUUUCCCUGGGGCAGACCCUCAGGCAAGUGCUGGAGACGGGCUGCUUGUUAAGAAACAUUUCCCAGGAAGAGGGGAGCAAGUGGAGGGCUCCCCUUCGGCUUGCUUGGCAGAAGACAAUACUUGCAUGUACCUCACUUAAAGAUGUUUUGUACCACAUUGGCUCCUGGCCCUCGUGCUUGCUGGGAUUGGGGUGGGGGCCAAGGGCCAUGUUUCCCUGCUUCCAGCAGGAGGGAGGGACAGGGCUCCCAGGCCCCUCCAAGCCUGGGAAAGGAUGUGGUGAUGGCACCAAGCAGAGGUGGAGGGAACUGUUGCUGUCCUGCCUCUGGACCUUGGGGCUUUGGCGUUGUGGCCCGGCCUCCCCAGGCAGCUCUGGAACCUGGAAGUUUGCUUCUGAUGGAGCCAGCUUUCCCUUGCCCCAGGCAGUACUGGGGAACCUUCUCCAGCUUCACACUUGCUGCUUCAAGCACUGCUGGGGCCUCACGGCUUGGCUGGAAUCUGGGACUGCAUCUCUGCGGAGAAGAGCUGUGGAUCCUCCUGCCCCCAGACCCCGAGGCCCAGGGCUCCGCAUCUGUGUUUGGGCUUCUCUGGACUCCUAGGGAAUGGGGAGGUGGGGUGGGGGGAGCACUGCUUGCUGCUGACAGGCCUCAGGCCUCAGCUCGGAGAUUAUUGUCCUGGUUUUUUUUGCCUGGUCCAGUGCUGGGGACAAGCCUUUGGCUGCCAGGGCUCCCAGGCCUAGGUCUGGGGCUGGCGUUUGGUGUGAGGGUUCAGGAUGCUCCAGUCUGUGCAAUAAUAAACCUGCAUCUGCUCACGG
This is a messenger RNA of Lemur catta (Ring-tailed lemur), 4800 nucleotides long. RefSeq names its product junctophilin 2 (gene JPH2). The record is from RefSeq and is a predicted model, not a curated record. The transcript has 6 exons. Gene Ontology annotation, cellular component: sarcoplasmic reticulum; junctional membrane complex; endoplasmic reticulum membrane. Bases 887 to 3001 code for a protein of 704 amino acids. Lineage: Eukaryota; Metazoa; Chordata; Mammalia; Primates; Lemuridae.